UUGUGAUGGAAUCGCUGACGUCCGACGACGAGGCGCAGCUCGACGCUGCAAUUGUCGACAGCCUCCUGAGCGCGCCGGCGCACUACCAGAAGAAGCAGCGUGCCGAGCUCGCGUACCUCCGCAGCCAAGUCGCACUGCUCUCGACGCACUUGGACGCGCUGGCAUCCGCGAGGUACGCGCCAGAUGUCGGCCACUGGGAGCGCACCGCGCGCAACCAAAAGAUCGCGUCGCAGCGCGCUUUCAUUGAAAACACGCGACUCAAGCGCGUGCUCGAAGACCAGCUCGAGCUCGCGGGCGCUCUCGAGAAGCUGCUCGUGAAGCGGCCGCGCCUCGCCGCGCUGCCGCUCCAAGACGUUGCCGACUGGAAGCUCCGACGACUGCCGUCGGAGCCAACACGCCGCGCCGCCGCCUUUCAUGCGAUGCUCGACGACGCCCACACGCACCUCGAGACGCUCCUCGUGCGCACGAGCAUCCUCGAUGCGCCGAUCGGACACCGACGCUUGAGCGUCCACGAGGUCGACGACAGUAUUCGCGUGUCGAUGCAGAGCGUCGCGGACAUUUCAAAGGACUUCGUCGCGUGCAGCGAUGCGAUCUGGUCGCGCUGGCAUGGCCAGCUCAGCGCGUCCUUGCCGCACGUCCGCAUGGAGCUGAUCGAAGACUUUGGCGCGAGUGGCGUCUACGUGCAGCUGUCGUCGAGCUUGGACACGACGAGCCAUGUACCCUGCGUGUACAUCAUGUAUGCGAUCAAACGCUUCAUCUUCCAAGACCGGAUCGUCUUUGUCCUCAAGACAGUUCUCGAAGACGUGAUGCACCCACCGCCGCCUGGACAACUCGUUGGCAACCACAACGCGUGUAUCCUUGUGCAGGCAGCAGGCGCCAACCGCACGAUCCGACGCAUGGUCGUCGAAGGGAGAUUGCCGGCCGAAGCGCCGCAGCAGAACCCGCUCUUCCACUCACCCGGUCGCAUCAGCGACGCGGUGCUCAAGCUGCUUCGGUCUGUGUUUGACGAACUGGAAGCCACGCUGAGUUAG
Messenger RNA from Saprolegnia parasitica CBS 223.65, 1031 nucleotides. RefSeq lists its product as hypothetical. The coding region runs from base 6 to 1031 and encodes 341 amino acids. The record is from RefSeq and is a predicted model, not a curated record. The transcript is spliced from 4 exons. NCBI's taxonomy places the organism in Eukaryota, Oomycota, Saprolegniomycetes, Saprolegniales, Saprolegniaceae.